Molecule: messenger RNA, 1728 nt
Organism: Pochonia chlamydosporia 170
Lineage: Eukaryota; Fungi; Ascomycota; Sordariomycetes; Hypocreales; Clavicipitaceae
Product: MFS transporter
Exons: 3
Coding region: 1-1728 (575 amino acids)
Cellular component (GO): fungal-type vacuole membrane
Source: RefSeq, a predicted model, not a curated record
AUGUCUCUGGCUCAGCAUCUCACACCCGAAGAUGGAUUCGAUCUCACCGACUGCCAGCAAGGCGAUGAGAAUCCAACUACAGUUACUGCACAAUGCUGGCGACGGAUGAGUUUUGAUGCCUUCGCUCCUCCAGAACCACCGGCCUUGGUGAUCAAGGAGCCUCGAACUGCGGCUUAUAAAGCAUCAACAAUUCGAAGAGUCGUGCAAGUCGGUCUCGCAGUCCUAUUCUGCGUUCUAGCGUCCGGAAUCGUAUUUGGCUUCGCCGCCCUCAAACCGAUAUUAAUCUCCCAAGGGGUAUACCACGAAUACUGCAACCGCGAAAACACAUCAACCCUCCCAAACCAAUCUCCCUGUCCCGAACAAGAUCUCCGCCUCAACUUUCUCUUCAUAGUCGCCUCCAUAACCACCAACGUAUCCAGCCUCUUCGCCGGCUACAUCCUCGACACCUACCACCGCCGAAUAUGCACCACCCUCGCAGGAGCAUUCCUCAUCAUCGGCUCCCUCUUCUUCAUAUCCAACCGCUACAUGCGCCAAAUCGACGGAUACCUGCUAUCCAACUUCUUCCUCAGCCUCGGCGGAACGUUUCUCUUCCUCCCCAGCUUCCAGCUCUCCAACGCAUUUCCCAAACAUUCAGGCAUCGUUGUCGCCCUCGUAACAUGCGCCUUUGACGCCUCCUCAGCAGUAUUCCUCAUCUACCAACUCAUCUGGAAGCAAACAGACGGCAGCUUCACCCCAGAGAAAUUCUUCACAAUCUACCUCCUGGUCCCUGUGUCCAUCAUCCUCGCAGAAUGGACCAUCAUGCCCAAGCAACGUUACCACACCAUGCCAGAACUAGAAAAGAAGCUCGAAAAGGCACACGACUCUACGCGUGAUAUUCACAUUUCCGAUGACGACGUACCAGAUGACCUGUCUCUAUCGAGGAUACGUAGCCACCGCGCUGAAAGACGCCAAGCCAAGAUCGAACAGAUCGAGAAACUCACAGGCGACGCAGAGGAACGCCACGAACGAAUGGAACAGAUGACAUCUCAGCACGUACACGACGAAGCAUGGGGUGUGUUGCACGGUCUGUCUGUCAGGGAACAGAUGAAAACACCGUGGUUCAUGCUUUUGCUUCUCAUCACGGCGUUUCAGAUGCUCCGGAUGAAUUACUUCAUCGCCACAAUAUCAAGCCAGUACUCGUACAUGCUGAGCCUACAGGAUGCAGAUCGCAUAACGGCCUUUUUCAACGCCGCCCUACCAAUCGGUGGUAUUGCUGCCACGCCCGUCAUCGCCGUGAUACUCAACACGCUCAGCGUGGCAGGUCUUUUGGUCCUGUUGACGGUGUAUGUCACCGCAAUAGGGGUACUGAAUUGUGUGUCAGCACCGUGGGCUGGCUUUGCAACCGUCUUGUUUUUCGUGACAUUUCGCCCGUUCUACUAUUCUGCAAUAUCACACAUUGCUGCCAAAGUCUUUGGUUACGCUACAUUCGGCCGCGUCUACGGCACCAUAAUCUGUCUAUCCGGAUUGAUCAACUGUCUCCAGCCGGUGAUUGACACGAUCGUAAGUAGUACGUUCCGCGGGGACCCAUUGCCGGCGAAUAUAGCCCUGUGUGCAAUAGGGACUCUUCUGGCGGUCGUGUUUACGGCGUAUGUUACUCAGAAGACGAGGAAUAUGCAUAAGAGGGCCUCGCGGUGGGAAGAGAAUAGUGCGCUGUUGGAGACGGUUGAGGAGUAUGGAACCAUGGCGUAG